Molecule: messenger RNA, 1197 nt
Organism: Lottia gigantea (owl limpet)
Lineage: Eukaryota; Metazoa; Mollusca; Gastropoda; Lottiidae
Exons: 1
Coding region: 1-1197 (398 amino acids)
Cellular component (GO): cytoplasm; nucleoplasm
Source: RefSeq, a predicted model, not a curated record
AUGGAGGUCCUUACUCCAAAUUCAAAAUACGAGACCAUGGUAUCAUAUGAAGAAAAUUUCUACAAUGAGGAAGAAUUGGAAAUGGAAUUUAUGACAAUUCAAGAAAAUGCCAUCAUGAUUUUUCAAUUCGAGGCAAACAUUAAUGCCAAAGUAGAAGAUUCCCAAGAAACCAAAGAUGAAGGUGAUGUUAAUAUUCCAGAAACUGAAAUAAAAGAAGAAAGCUGUGAGGAUAGUGAACUGUUUGAAAGUGAAACUGAGAAGUCAUUUACUGUUCUUGCACCCAAAAAACAAAGAGAAGCUGCUCAGAAGAAAUUAAAAAAGUCUAAAAAAUCAAAAAAGAAAACAACACACAAAGUGAAAAAAUGGACAAGUGUUGAUAACUCCUAUAUUGGAAUAAAUUUAACAUUAUUUCCACGACCAACAAAAUCCACAGAAUUUGAAGGGGACAUUGAUAAUAUUUUAAGUGAUAUUAACAAGGAAUUAAAUAAUUUUGAAAAGCUAAGUGCUAAGUUCCAACCCAUGUUAGAGUUAGAAAGUGACAAUAGAAAAAUGAAAUAUAUACGUAAAGACAGGCAUAGGAAAAUUCAGAAAGCUUACAAACAAAUUAAAACUAAAUAUGGACGUAGUCUUCGAAAUAACAAGGGUCAUAAAAAAUUGUUCAUCAAUCACAGAGUGAAAGCAAGAAUUCAACUAGAUGUAGAAAGAAUAUAUCUUCAUUUACCCAGUAAUUCUAAACACCCUGCUACUGAAUCAAACAGUAAUACUGAUACUAAAGCUCAGUCACAGAAGCAUAAUCGCCACUGGCAGGACCAGAACCGCCCAGCACCAGUUCAAAAUCUAGCGUAUGCCUUAGACACUGGAAACAAUCCUACAAAUUUUGAAGAAAAUACUUUAUCCUUGUUGAUAAAUUUACAACAUCGUGAAUUAACUCCAGAGGACUAUGAACUCUUAUCUAUCUUAGAUCAAAGUGUUGCACCGAAAACUGUAUCUCAAACUAUUAUUGAUGGUUUCAAAACAGCUGAAGUGACAGAAUCUCUUGCUGGUUUAACAUGUUCUGUGUGUUUAGAACUGUAUACAAUUGGACAAACAGUCAAAUAUCUUCCAUGUGGACAUGACUUUCAUAGCCAGUGUAUUGAAAUGUGGCUAAGUAAUUCCUCUAUGAAUUGCCCAUUAGAUGGUUUACCAGUGGAUAAUUGA